CUUUCCCCUUGCCUCCCGGCAGCCACUGGCAGUCACAUGCAGGCCGCCACCGCCGAGCCACACGACCGGAGACGCGUCAGCGCGGCGCUGGGCUGCACCUCACAGAUGGCGAAGGCGAACGACAACCUGCUGCUGGUGCGCUGGGACCAGCACGAGGCGCAGCUGCUGGAGCGGCUCUGCGGGUACUUCACAGAGAACGCGUUCGUCGACGUGACGCUGUGGUGUCCGGACCGCCGCUUCAAGGCCCACCGCGUCCUGCUCUCCGCAUGCAGCGAUUACCUGGAGCGCGUGCUGCUGGAGCAGCCGAGCUGCGGCGCGGAGCCGGUUACGGUGGUGCUGCACGGCGUGGAGCCGGACGACCUGGGCCGCCUGCUGGACCUCAUCUACAGGGGAGAGGCGCGCGUCUCGGCCGGCGACCUGCCGCGCUUCCUGGAGACGGCGGCGGCUCUGGGCGUGCGCCUGCUGCAGUCGGCCGCGCUGCGCGUCUGCGCCGCCGAGCCCGACGCCGCCGCCGCCGCCGCCGACUCCGCCACGGGCCGGUGCUCGCGGCCCUCCACCGCUGACAAGCAGGAGCAAUGUGUCGAAGGAAAAUCCCAGGCCGACAGUCACCAGUCGUCAGGAAAUGUCACCAACAUGAUACCACCAGCUGUGACGGCGUCGAUUACACCUUUCCUAACUGAAAAACCAUCUGCGACCGUAGACCACCAGCUUACGGAGUCGAAAGUGCAUUUUCCGUCGACGAAGAGCGCAGAACAACGUCCAUAUAGCCCGAAGAAUCCCCUGGAAUGUGCAGAGACACUGACUCCACUGCCUUCCCGGGACUCCAUCACGCAGACGGCACAGCAGUGUGACGUAACCAUACCGCAAGUAGAACGCGAGCAGACCACGACGACGUGGAGUACUCCGACAGCGGUGGCCCUGCCGCUGCAGCAACCGACGAUGGACGUGAAGAGCCCGCCGCGGCCGCUGGCUCUGCCGCCGGCUCAGCCCCCGCUGCCGCCCGCUUGCGAGGUCUCCGCCGGAGUCCGGCCGGAUUCGCAGGCUGCGGCGGCACCUGCCUCCCAGGCCGGCGGCGUCAGCGCCAGCACCGGCUACUGCACAGCGGGCGCACCGCCCAACGUGUGGCAGGUGCCGCCCUCGCUCCCACCGCUGCAGGUGGCGGGUAGAGUGCCGCUGUGCACAGGGACGGGCCCGUGGGUGGCGGCGGGAGCGCACCGCCGGUCUCCGGCCGCCGGGCAGACGGGCGCCGGCUGGGCGGUGCCCGUGUCCGCCGUGCCCGCGCUCGCCGACUCGGCGCGCCAGCCGCCCUGCUCCGUCUCUGACAGCGCCUUCUCACCGCAGGCCGGCCGCCAGCUGCAGCAGCACCAACCGGAGAUGUCGAGCGGGCCCGACAGCUUCUCCAGCCUGCUGCGCGACGCCGAGCUGCCCGCCGAGCGCCUCUUCCCUCUCAGGGAAAUGCCGCCCCUCCCCUGUCCGGAGGCUGUCUCCAUGCCGCAUUCGGGAUCACCUCUGCAGGGACCGUCACAGUCGGACGACAGACAUCACGAAAUGAAGACCGAACGUAAGGCCGAAGACCAGAUGAUCGCAAAAAAUGAGACCCAACAACAGGCAGAUAACAACCAGCAACAGACAGAAGAACAGAAACUGAAGCAACGCAGCAAACCGAACACGUGCGCAGAGUGUGGCAAAACUUUCGCCACGCGCUACUCUCUCAAGGAGCACAUGCGCACACAUACAGGAGAAAAGCCCCACCUGUGUGCACAGUGCGGGAAGCGCUUCAGCCAGCGGCGUAAUUACCGCUACCACCUGUCGCUGCACUCCGGGUCGCGGGAGUUCGCGGCCGAGUGCCCCGAGUGCGGCAAGACGUUCAGCAACCGCAGCUACCUCAGCUCCCACAUGAAGAUCCACCGCAACCAGCGCGAGUACGCGUGCGCCGAGUGCGGCAGGCGCUUCAACCAGCGCGUCGCCUACAACAUGCAUAUCCGCAUCCACUCAGGAGACAGGCCACACCGCUGCACCGUCUGUGACAAGGCCUUCUCCCGCAAAGUGCUGCUCAAGCAGCACAUGCGCACCCACACGGGUGAGAAGCCCUUCACCUGUCAGGUGUGUGACAAACAGUUCGCGGACCGCAGCAACAUGGCGCUACACGCGCGCUCACACUGGGGUAUCAAGCCGUACCACUGCCAUCAUUGCGGCCGCUCCUUCUCGCGGAGGAACAAUCUACGCUCUCACAUGGUCAGCCACAUGCCUGGAGUCGAACUGGGGACCGCCCAGUACUCGCCCACUGCACCGGGAGCGCCUGCGCCGCAGCAGCGCAGGGUGCAGUCAGCGGCGUUGCGAUCCACCAGCGUCAUCAUCAGAACCGCUACGGCCACACGUGGAGCUAAAGCCAGCCCAGGCGAUGGCCGGGCCUCUACAGGCACAUAAGGGAACUGGUAUGGUCGGGCUGCUGGCAGCAUGCCUUCACUAAAAUAUAGGGUAACAUCUGUCGGCCCAAGACAGAGGAACAUCGUAGAUGUUUCAUAAGAUUACGUGGAGACUGCACGCAUGUUGCAGUUAAGCUCCGAGAACUAGUAAUUCCUUCCUAAUGGAUAACGUGGAAGAAGAAGAAAUGAGAAGUUUGUAUAUACACGACGAUACCGAAAGAGCAUAAGGGAGAUACACUGUAAGUAUCUAAUAAUAUGUAACGCGUCGGUAGAGUAAAUAUUGCUUGUAGAGACAUAUCUGUAUUUACUGUCAGACGCACACCAGGUGCAACAGAUAAGUUGGAAACAAACAAAAUUCCUGAAGUGCAUAAGGAUUAGCAGAGACAGGGGCAAUCAUAAGUGAUCGAGAAGCUUAAACGCUACAAAACUAAUAACUUUUUGGUGCACUAAUGGAACAGCAGCAGUUUCCCGAGUCCUACCUCAGUUUUUAUAACGUCUGACUACGAAUUGAUUAGUAUUCUUGACAAGUGACCAAAGAGAAGAAAACUACACUGAUGGCUGAAGUAAAAAGAAAUAAAGACAAUAAUGUUAGACACCCCAAAAUGUGUUUCUUAAAUUAUGAAAUUAUUUAUAUUAAAAUAACUGUGUAUAUAGUAAAUUAAACAAAUAAUGAUGUUUUAUUU
Schistocerca piceifrons (Central American locust) is the source of this 3109-nucleotide messenger RNA. Its product is annotated as zinc finger protein 837-like. The record is from RefSeq and is a predicted model, not a curated record. Bases 37 to 2427 code for a protein of 796 amino acids. Gene Ontology annotation, molecular function: RNA polymerase II cis-regulatory region sequence-specific DNA binding; DNA-binding transcription factor activity; protein binding. NCBI's taxonomy places the organism in Eukaryota, Metazoa, Arthropoda, Insecta, Orthoptera, Acrididae. The transcript is spliced from 7 exons. Gene Ontology annotation, biological process: regulation of transcription by RNA polymerase II.